This is a messenger RNA of Pseudo-nitzschia multistriata, 5998 nucleotides long. The record is from the annotation of a GenBank genome assembly. NCBI's taxonomy places the organism in Eukaryota, Bacillariophyta, Bacillariophyceae, Bacillariales, Bacillariaceae.
AUCCUGGAGAGGAUUAAAAAAACUCAGUGCACUGCUCUUUCAACAUCAAAAGAAAAACGAAAGAUUCGAAGGAAACCAUGGCUCUGGUUCCAACGUCUUCGAGUCUGAGCAAUGGAAGCCAGUUGCCUACGAUGAAACCAAGCAGACGAACAGAAGCGUCGACGACGACAACCGCAUCGCCCACGACAAGCGGAACGACGACCAAAUUUCKUUCGUCGACCUCCCUGUCCCUGUCGGUUCUGCUGUUGUCGACGUUUGUCGCAGAAAUCCUGGGCAGCGGCCUCCAGAGCGGGCCCUCCUCAGGACCCUUCUACGCCGGGGGAAUGUAUCUCGACAAGGAAGRCCAAAAGCUCUACAUGACAGGGAUCCACUACAGCGACGAAAUCGUCGCSAGCACGGCGAGCAAGCUGUUUGCCGGAAACGAUCCCGCCACCACCAUGCCCUCGUGUUUCCUGGCCUCUAUGCGGCUGGAAGAGAACCCGGAGUCCUCCGGGUACAUCUUUGACGGAAUCGGCGACUGGACCUCCCGGGUCACCUCCAAAAACCGCUACGACGCCGAAUCCUGCACCGCCCUCGCGGUCCACCAGCCCUCCCAGAUCGUCGUGCUGGGAACAAAGGAGGACCCCUCCCUCAACACGCCCSCACUGGCCGGAAAYAUUGCGGUCUACGACCGAAACCAGGUGAACGGGGACCAGCUCACGGAGGCCACGCUCAUCAGCCAGGACGACAAGAUGAACCAGCUCAUCUAUCCGGUGGCCAUUGCUCCCGACAGCCGCUUCUCCGACUACAUGUACGUGGUGGUCCUGGCCUCCUCCGAUGCCWUUGACAACACGGCCAGUUWCACYUCCGCCACCGAGCCCUACCCGGACUGGCUCAAGCACCAGAAAUACGGAUCCUCCUUCGACAUGCACGUCUCCAAGAUACAGAUCGCGCAGGGCACUGGGAGAAACUCGGGCUUUGACGGGAUCCCCACCGGMUCGAUCACCGCCUCCAAGGCCUGGACGACGGAGUUUCCGCUCGAUCCCUCCUCGCAGAUGUCCYCGCCGCGGGUCUUUGUCGGGGGWAUUCUCCACAAGACUACCGCGGACAACAAGGAUCUGGUCAUCGUCGUCGGUUCGACGAGGGGCACCGGAACCGGCUACGGAGAAGCCGAGGGUAGCGACGAAGACGGAUUCGUGACGGUCCUCGAUCCCGAAACCGGAGAGAUGCUGGGAUCCGGGGCCAGGGAGGGAUCUCCCAARGACGACAUUGUCACGGGUGUCUGCGACGAUCCCAACGAUCCCGGCCAUUUCUUCAUUGUCGGGGGCACCCUGGGACGGAUGGGAAGGCUCCAGAACGACGAGGACAAGGUYCGGCUGCCCACCGAGAUGCUCUCCCCCUUUUUGAGGCAGGUCCAGGUCGAUCGCUCCAACUUCAACGACGACAGCAACCUCUGGACGCUGCAGUGGGCCGUCACCAAGGGAUCGKCCAACCGGGCCGCCUAUGGCUCCGCCAUUGCCUGCGCCGUCGACGGUGACUACAUCUACGUGGCCGGAACCGUCGACGACGGAGCCGCAGUGGUCCAGGGAGAUUCCCCGCGGACCUCGCAGGGUGGAGACGACGUCUGGAUCGCCAAGGUCUACAAGGGCACCCAGGGCGUCGAGUGGAUCACCCAGCUGGGGAGCGAGGGAAACGAUCGGCUGGCCCGGUACGGCGGGCUCACCAUCGACAAGGCCGGAAACCCGAUUUUGUACGGGGACACCAACGGGAGUCUCUACCGCCAGAGGGGAAACGACGAGGAAAGCGGGAUGGGCGACAUGUUUGUYAUGGCGAUCGAUGGAUCGACGGGGGAGGUCAUUACGAACGAGGACCUCGUCUCCCAGAAGCCCUAUUUCGGAGGGAGUUCGUCGCAACAAGUCCUCAGCGUGGACGACGAUAUUGUUCAAGACGACCUUGUUCAAGACGACCUUGUUCAAGACGACCUUGUUCAAGACGACCUUGUUCAAGACGACCAAUUCAGCGAGAAUGAAAUGACCGACGACGGAGGCGUGGACGACGGAGUCAUGGACGAUGACGACGACGCGGAUGACGACUUUUUUGACGACGAUACAUUUGACAAGGAUACCCCUGACGAUUCUACCGAUUCAACCCCUACSCCCACCAUGGWACCCACCUACUACACGGACUGGCCCACAAACGACGAAAACAGGGGAAUCAACAAAGAACCCACCGGAGUUCCCACCUACUUKACGRACUKKCCCACGAACGACGAAAACMGGGGAAUCAACCUASUAGRCGAUGACGAAUGGAAUUACUACGAUGGCGACGAGAACCCACAUUUCUAUAGACCCAUCGGAUUGCAGAUCGCCGGACCGUCUUACGCGGGGGGGAUCGCCUACGACUCGCAGCGAAAUGCUGUGCUUCUGUCGGGUUCCACCUACAUGGACGCCGAAAUGGAAAUGAACGAAAACAGCCUCUGCCUUACGGGAGUGGUCGAUCUGGAGACGGGAAACCUCGACGUCCGAACCCCCCGCGGAGAUCCUGACUCGGAAGAAGCCUGCAACGCCGUUGCCUUUGACACCAACCGAAACGCUGUCUAUGCGCUCGGCCUUGCGGAAAGCGGUAACGGUGGCGAAUUCGUUGGCGGGGGAUCGUCGUGGGACAUGGGCCUGUCCGGUGACAAGGCCUACGGAAACAUUUUCCAGAUGAACCACGACGUCCAGCUGCUGGGCGGAAACCACGUCGUCGGCUACCCAGUCCUUCACCCGGUCUCGAUCGUCGCGGACCCCCUCGACAASAAAGCCGUUUUCGUGGCGUCCAUGGCCUCCGAGGAAGCCAAUGGGAACGAUGACUACACGAACGCCUAUUUCCCCAACUUCUUAUCGCGRGAGAAGCAAAAAUACGGAUCGAACUUUUUCCUCGUGAUCCACCGCUUCAUGGUCACGGAGGUCCCCGGACAGUCCGAAAACGACGAUGUUCCCAACACCCUCUCCCAGACGUGGGAAGCCGUUUUCGCUCCCGACAACAACGGCCUCUUGGUCGGAGGAAUGACCAUGGUUGGAAACGGGCACGUUCUGGUCGUGGUGGGAAGCACACGGGGCAGCGGCGGGCCCUUCGAGCGAGUCGGUGAAGGCAGAACGGACAUGGAUGGUUUCAUCAUGAAGAUAGAUCCGACCACCGGAGACUUGGYGGAGCGCUCCAGCGGAAGCAAGUCAUCCACGCGRCUGGAUUCCAUCAACAAGAAGGACGACUGGAUUCUGAACGUGUGCAACGAUCGAUUCRACCACGAUGCCUUCUACGUCGUCGGAAAAUCCACGGGGAAGAUCAGGGACGUUACAGAUGGCGAACAGCCACCGGAGGGCUCCAGCCACGCCUUUGUKGCAAAGGUCGAGGUGAAAUCACUCGGUGCCCUGUGGCUGAAGCACUUUGUCAUGAAAGGAGACGGAGUGAUGGAGGCGGGGGCAUACGCCUGCACCGUGACACCCGAUUCCAACGGAGAAAACAUCGUCUACGUCGGCGGAACCAUUAAAAACGGAGCCACCCUGCAGGGUCUUUCGGAAUCGGCUGCACCCUUUGGAAAGGACGACAUGUUUGUUGCUGCGAUGAACGGUAGCACGGGAGAGACGAAGUGGAUCCAGCAGGUAGGAACUCCCGAAGACGACCGACUAGCAACGACCCAGGCGCUAGACGUCGACUCGUUCGGAAACGUCGUUGUUUACGGAGAAACCUACGGAGACUUUUACGACGCUCACGAGGGCCCCGAAGGCUCGGCGGAUCUGGUCAUCUUUACCAUGAACAAGAAGGACGGCAGCUUUCUCGCCCCAAGAUCCGAGGGCAAGGGUGUCGGAGGCGAUACGGCCGAAGAGAUUGCAGAAAACGUCGAUAAUAUCCCUGAAGAGUCCAGCCAACCCAGUGGCAUUGUGGCCACUCAGACCAACUUAGACAGCAUCCCGUCGUACGCAGGGGGCAUGUAYUACGACAAGUUUUCAAACGCGGUGUAUCUGACCGGGGGCACCUACACAUCGGACGGYAAGAAUCUUUCCAAGACGUCMCAUUGUAUAUUCGCCAUUGCCACGCUGCCCCAGUUCCAGUGGAAGCAAAAUAUUUCGCCCGGCACGGAGAGAGCUCCCGAGGCAUGCAGUUCGCUCACUCUCGCAAACUACCAAGGAAAAUCGGAAGCCAUCGUGGUGGGAUCGUCCGAACCCUCGGGGCUGAUGACCGAGUUGCGCAGCAACCGCAGUGGAAAACAGUAUGGAAUGGUUAUGGAUUUUGUAAACCAGGACGGAAAUUACGGUUUGGUGGGGGGAACCACUAUCGAUGAGGAAAAUGUGCAAUAUCCCGUCAAGGUUUUGAGCGACAACGACAAAGUAUUCGUGGUAUCAAUGGCAUCGAAGAKCCAGGAGGUUCGACCCGAAGCCGACAGAGCCGACGGCAGGAAGUAUCCGAAUUUCACUACCGGAGGAAUCACAAAGUAUGGAUCCCACUACGAGAUUUUAUUGGAGCGGCAUACAAUAAACCAUGACGAGGAUAUGGCUCCCGGCUCGAUGCAAACCACUAUGGAUAUGAAUUGGCGAAAGCCCCUUGAAACUGCUGACCAAAAAUCCAUCUUCCUAUCCGGAAUGACGAUCAUCAAUUCUGGGCAGAAUUUGGUKGUUGUUGGAAGCACACAAAGUGACGACGAGGGGUUCGAUGGGAUCAUGGCCAAGGUUUCCACGCAAACUGGAGACUUGGUCGAAGAAGGAGAAAAUGGGGAGCGAGGCGUUGCUUAUUUUGCAUCUAUGAAUGGCAGCGACGAUUGGUUGUUGAACAUUUGCACCGACCCAGAUGACGACAGAUACUUUUAUGUCACGGGAGCUACGGGAGGCACGAUGGAUGGUUCUGUAAGCAGAGACGAUGCCGAUCUCACUGUUCACGCGGUUGUCGCCAAAAUCAAUGGCAGCACUCUAAACAUCGAGUGGACGACACAGUUUGCGGUGACCCACGCCGACGGUGGWACCRAUCGACAGGCAGCUUCCGUUGCUACUGGUUGUGCCGUGGCUGCCGGUUGGGGUCACAUUUAUGUUGUCGGUGAUGUGGAAAAUGGAGCGGUGCUCGAAGGUGCGAUCGAAAGCUCCGGGGGAGACGACAUUUUUGUCGCCAUGCUAGAAACAGGCAACGGAAACAAAAUCUGGUCCGAACAAGCCGGAUCCAGUGGUGAUGAUCGUGUUGCRCGCGGUGGAGGAAUUGCUGUGGACGAGAACGGCAAUGCCGUAGUAUAUGGUGAUACCACUGGGUCCUUUCAUCGGAAGCGGGGCAGGUCUUCGAGUCAUACAAGCGAUCUGUUCCUAAUGACUUUCAACCACGACAACGGUGCUCACCAAGCYUCUUUAAGCAAGCAAUCAACCGAUAAGACAAACAAUUACAACAAUUCUGUGAAGMCCGGGAAAGCACCAGCCGAAUGGUUCGGUGAGCAGGUUMAAAUGAAUUCCAAAACACUCGGCAUUGUGAUCGGUUUCGCUGUGUUAGCGACUCUCUUGACUUUUUGCGGAUGCUUUUUCCGACGCAGAUCGAGAAAGCGAGCCUACAAYGUCAAAAAGAAUUCGAUUUUCACCUAUUUACAACGAUUCAACGUUGAGGACGUGGAUUUGCGUAAGUCUCCUGCGGGUGGAUGGCACGGCACCUACCUCAACAAGCUUGCCUCUGGUGUGAACACGAAUGCUGCUUUGAUACACGCUCCGUUCCGGGACGAAGAAUUAGACGACGAGGACAAAAGCCUGUUCGACUCGGCGAAAAGUAUAGGUUCCAACGCCAAGAAGGGCUCGUUGUUCCAUAGCAGCUCUGCUGCUGGCUUCGGCGGUUAUCGUGACAAGAAAGACAGCUUGAAAAGCAGCGAGAUCAAGGCCGACAAGUUUUCCAUCGUUUAAAUAGAGAUUGGUGUCUAGAUGCACGACAAGAGAACCCAUCCAAAUUUAGGCAUGGAUAGCUUUUUGUCAAYYUUACAUAUAAACCAUGUACAGUAUAAUAAAAGAAUUACGAUAUU